Salvelinus sp. IW2-2015 is the source of this 3533-nucleotide messenger RNA. The record is from RefSeq and is a predicted model, not a curated record. NCBI's taxonomy places the organism in Eukaryota, Metazoa, Chordata, Actinopteri, Salmoniformes, Salmonidae.
ACGGAGUAGGCAUGUGUGCACAUUUAGACCGCUCAGUGUACAUCGUGGAAUUCCAAAACCGUUACUUUACAAGAACGCUCCUCGACUAUCCAGUUGAAAAGGAUCUAUGGUAUAAACUCCACUUAUUUUUUUUCUUUACCCGAGGGAGUUUUACUUUUGGGAACCAGUAGACCUGUGUGUGAGACUGUAAUCCASACGUCUGCGCGGAGCGGAAGUUCGGCUACUGUUUACUUUUUUCUCUUAGAGUAGCCUAACCCAAACCAGGUGAAGUCGCCCCCCGGUGCGCAGGCAGCGCUCGGAUAUAGUGGAAACCCUCUUUGUAGUCUGUAGUCUAUUUCAGGGUCUGAAGUCUUGGUGAAGUUCUUCAUUUUUCUAACUUCAGUUUGGCUCUAUCUGUGUCUGACGGGAUGUUUUCAUGCGUCCUGCUUUUGGUUCUGGAUGGGAAUGGCAGUUUUCUGACAGCGGGCAGGAGCAGAGUCUGAUCUAGCCACAGUCAUGAGGUUCCGCUACUCGAGAAUGUUUUUAAUCAUCUGAGGGGCACUCUUCCCCAAAGAAAGAGAGAGGGAAAACUUUUCCAUGCUCUCUCGGGGCUCCAUAGUGUUCGAGGAUGUGAAAGUUGGACUGUGGCUCACUUUGAUCUAACUUCAUUAUCACGAAUAARGGAAUAACAACGUUGGGGAAAAGGUUUUGUUUGUUUGUGCCAGCUCACAAAUCAACACUCAAAUUUGCCAUAGCGACGGCUCUUGGACACCGUGUACCCCCUCUGAAAUACCAACCAGCUCAUCUUUGAAAGAUAAAAUGCAGCACAAUGUUUCAGGCCGUGGCUUAUUCCUGAAGUGCGUGUUUUUACAGAUAMAAAAAACACAGAGCAGCGGGGCUAACGGCCAGAGUUGUGUGAGGUCUGAGUGAGACGCGGAGAAYAAGUAGGCUAAACAUCUUCUUCCCUCAUGGUAUGCCUUUAUUCUUCUGCCAGCAAAGUUGGGAGUGAAGCGGGAAUGUUUCUUCGGCGGCUCUGGACGCUCCGCCGCAGGUAUUGCUCCGGACGAUUAUUGCUCCUAGGGGUCGCGGUGUGUCUUUUCUACCAGACCCUGAUGGUGGCACGGAGUCGGUUCAAAGGCGGCCCACCCGCGGCUGAUGAACGCAACAAGUCAACGAUGACUGGAGCGUUGGAGGUAUUUGAUGAACUUCUGCAGGACCCUGRGAGGCUUAUUUCUACCCUGGAGGCUUUGGAAAGGGACAGAUAUGUCAAGGGGUCCAAUCAGAACCGGGCCGGGCGGGUCACGCGGGCCGUCGUGUUGACGGGUCAGCACGUAGCCGCGGAUACAGAGGUCCAGCUGUUCCAGCGGAUCCUGGAGCAGCGAGGCUACGAGGUCAGCCUGUCCCGAUACGCCGAGACCAACACCGCCCUGAGACGCGACAACGGUGGCAGUGUGGAGUGGAGUGUGUUGGUGUGUCUGAGCGGUUCGGAGAAGAGUUGUCUGAGGAGAGUGUCCUUCUCCCAUCUGCAGCCCCAUCAGAGGGUCAACAUGAUACCUGGGCUGGUGGGGGCCUUCUCUGAUGUGGACGGGCUCUGUCGCUUCCAGACAGACAGCCGGCUAGCAGGKCUGGCAUUACGCAUCAAUCCAUCUGCCUGUGGAUCGCCCCUCCCCAAGCUGGGAGAUGUUCGUCAUGUGGCUCAUGGUGAUUGGAACCCAGCRAUCACCACACUUAACUUGGUGAGCCCUGGCCUCGUUGCCAUGGUGACGGUUUAUGUCCUGGUUACCUCGGUAACGCCGCUCACAGCCUUCCUUCAUCACACGGGCCUGGUCAGGACAAGCGAAGACACGGACAGCCACACCACACAGRUCAAGCCCUUUCUUCUGCAGCAGCUGGGUCCUGAUGCAUCCCAUGAGGCCUUGGACCAUGUGAAGGAGGUCAUAGGUCAGGUGUUGAGGGUGGCAGCAUUGACCAAUGAGGAGCCUAGCUCUCGGCAAAGGUGGUGUCUCCUGUGUUUCCAGCUGAUGACAUUCACUCUUCAAUUCAGUGGUUCCCUUCUGCCUAUCAUAGUGAAGGCUGAAACUGACCUGCACUUUGAUGGGCUGAGGGACCCCGGGUUUGACGGACAGAUCACAAAAGAGUUCAUCCUGGAAGAUGCUCUUCUCUUCCUGCUCCCAGCACACAGUGGACAGGCCAGUCUGAAGAGCCCUUCACACACCGAGACAGACGAUGGACAGAGGUAUGGUGGCUGUGGGGGGACAGACGGUCUCUGUCUACCAGAACACCAGACUCUCCUCCUACUCCAGUUCGUCCGUCAGCUGAGGACACCGGGGCCAUUUGAACUGCUUUAUCCCGCAGCUUCUCCGCAGCGCUCUCCUAUCCAGGACUUUCUCUUUCGAUCGUUCCCUAGAGCGGAGGAGUCUGGGAGUGGGCUGCAUUUCUCAGCAUUGUUGGACAGAGUCUGUUCUCAUUAUACAGAGCAAAGGAACCAGACUUACAGGACCAAUGAAGCAGAGACACAGACCGGGUGGGACCAACACUCAGGCUCCCAGGACCUCCCUGGAGACAGAGGUGAGGCGCUGCUCAGGUGUCGGCUAAUUGGCUGGCUSUGGAGCACCUCACCAACAGGAUGCAUAGAAAUGGAUUGGAAUUAGAAUGCUGUAUAUCUCAAUGGUUUGAAGUGUGACGCUCUGAGUUCACCAGAGCUCCACACUGGGAGGCUUACGUGUCUUUUUGUAGAGCAAAACUGUUUGUGGAAGGUACUACACUUAGCACAGACCCUCUCGCUCACUCAACAUUGUCGAUAUACGUCUAGUUUCCUUAUAGGCCUAUUUGGCAGGGAAACUGUGAAGCCAGCUAUAUAGCCUAUUUCUGUUUGAGUCUUUUAUUAAAGAAUGUGAAACAAUGUUUCUGUUUGAUACUUGCCAUUACAUCAUGCAUAGCUUUUAUUUAUAUGGCCUAAAAUAAAUGUGUUCAUAUGAGCAGAAUGRUGUASGUUAUAGCAUACCUKAUUUUGAUCAGUUAUAAAAAAUAAUAUGAAUAAUUUAAUGCAGAAAAAAUGUAUCUCGUAAAAGGCCGACAUUUCAACUUAAAACAUACUGAAUGGAUGGCUAUGAUAGUCCAGCAAUCGAAUUGCAAYUCWUUCUUAUGCAAAUAAUCCAKAUAUUCUGRUUAAAAUUKUCUUGCACUGCUACCCUCAUUAUUCAUUAUUCUCAGAGGAGCAGAACAAGCAAUGGAACCCGAAUMUAUCCUCUGUGRMUGGAAAAAUAUCCUGGCGCAUGAAAGCUACACCAACAGAUUGGAACGACAGACCGCAAAUAAGUCCUUCGGGAAGUGCACGGAAUAUGAUGCUUUCGYAUGCCGAGGGCGCAUUACCCUCACUGACGGCGUUAACUCCAAGUUAACCGAACGAUUURCAUACAUAUGACGCCUUUAUAGUAACCGGUUGAUCAGACAAUAAAAAAAGAAGCAUKUGUACCUUUUCAGACAGUCAAAUUCUGCUCGGGCAUAGAAUGUUCGSUAUUGUUUCCCUGACAACAAUAAACGUUGCUGAUUGA